Molecule: messenger RNA, 15669 nt
Organism: Salarias fasciatus (jewelled blenny)
Lineage: Eukaryota; Metazoa; Chordata; Actinopteri; Blenniiformes; Blenniidae
Product: low-density lipoprotein receptor-related protein 1-like
Cellular component (GO): plasma membrane; signaling receptor complex
Molecular function (GO): calcium ion binding; low-density lipoprotein particle receptor activity; protein binding
Source: RefSeq, a predicted model, not a curated record
UUUUUCCCUGUUGCCUCUGACAGUCUGCGAGUGGGCAGACAGCGGCAGCCGUGUCAGCUCCAUUGCGCACCAAGAAAGCGGAUUUCCAGCGAACGGAGCAUCAUCAUCAUCAUCAUCCUCCUCCUCCUCAUCAUCAUCAUCGCCGGGCACGGUUACACGUCGUCGCCUGUCUGCAACCUCCAGCUUGACAGGACCAAGAAAGCGAUUGAUGACUAAUAUCCUAAAGAGAUAGACUACAAUGUUGCACACCGCGGCCAACACGCUGGCAGUAGGAUUGCUUUUCUUAGGAUUCUUGCACAGUUUGGAAGUAAUCGCUCCGGCCAGGGCUGUUGAUGUGACAGCUGAGUACCUGCUGAAUGAAACACGUUUACAUGGCUUAGCCCCAAGGAGCUGCAGUCCAAAGCAGUUUGUGUGUAAAGAUGGGGUGACGUGCAUCUCUAAAGGCUGGCGCUGCGAUCGGGAAAAGGACUGCCCCGACGGCUCGGACGAGGAGCCCGACGUUUGUCCACACAGCACUGUAUCACGGUGCCCUCCCAAUGAGUACCAGUGUGGAGGAACAGAGCUGUGCAUCCACAUGAGCAAACUGUGCAACGGCUCCCCCGACUGCACUGAUGGAUGGGAUGAGGGCCCACACUGCAGAGAGUAUAUAUCCAACUGCUCUCUGAUGGGUUGUCAGGAGAAAUGUGCCGUCACCCCGCUCGGGCCUGCUUGUUACUGUAAGAGUGGCUACGAGAUCAGCCAAGAUGGAAAGACGUGCAAAGACUUUGACGAGUGCAGUGUGUACGGGACCUGCAGCCAGUCCUGUACAACACCGAGGGCUCCUACAACCUGCUCCUGCGUGGAGGGCUACUUGUCCAGCCGGACAACCGCUCCUGCAAAGGCCAAGAACGUGCCGGUGGACCGUCUGCCCGUUCUGCUGAUCGCCAACUCCCAGAACAUCCAGGCCACCUCGCUGAGCUGCACCACGGUGCACAUUGCUGUCCACCAGCACCAAACAAACACGGCCAUGGACUUUAUUACGCCCCAGGAAACCGUGUGCUGGAUCCGUGGAGACACGCCCUCGUCCACACACCUCAAAUGUGCCUCCAUUCCCAAUCUGAAGAGCUUCACCGAGGAGAGGGUGAUCAAUAUCUCGCUCAGCCUGCACCAUGUGGAGCAGAUGGCCAUUGACUGGCUGACCGGAAACUUCUACUUCGUGGAUGACGUGGACGAUCGGAUAUUCGUGUGCGACAAAGACGGCCAGACGUGUGUGACGCUGCUGGAUCAGGAGCUGUACAACCCGAAAGGAAUCGCCCUGGAUCCCACCAUGGGGAAAGUCUUCUUCACGGAUUACGGUCAGAUCCCGAAGGUGGAGCGCUGCGACAUGGACGGCCAGAACCGGACCAAACUGGUCGACAGCAAGAUCGUGUUCCCCCACGGCAUCACGCUGGACCUGGUCAGCAGACUGGUGUACUGGGCCGACGCCUACCUGGACUACAUCGAGGUGGUGGACUACGAGGGGAAGAACCGGCACACCAUCAUCCAGGGCCUGCUGAUCGAGCAUCUCUACGGGUUGACUGUGUUUGAAAACUAUUUGUAUGCGACCAAUUCAGACAACGCCAACAUGCAGCCAAAGACCAGCGUGAUCAGAGUCAACCGCUUCAACAGCACCGACUACCAGGUGGUGGCCCGGGUGGACAAAGGAGGAGCGCUGCACGUGUACCACCAGAGACGUCAGCCUCCAGUGCGGAGCCACGCAUGUGAGGUGGACCAGUUUGGGAAAGCCGGAGGCUGCUCCGACAUCUGCCUGCUGGGGAACGGACACAAGACCCGCACCUGCCGCUGCCGCUCCGGAUUCAGCCUGGGCAGCGACGGCAAGUCCUGCAAAAAACCCGAGCACGAGCUCUUCCUGGUGUACGGCAAAGGUCGUCCAGGGGUCAUCAGGGGCAUGGAUAUGAACGCGAAAGUGCCAGAUGAAUACAUGAUCCCGAUCGAGAACCUGAUGAACCCCCGCGCUCUGGACUUCCACGCUGAGAGCGAGUUUAUUUACUUCGCUGAUGCCACCAGCUAUAUCAUCGGACGUCAGAAGAUCGACGGGACGGAGCGGGACACCAUCCUGAAGGAAGGAAUCCACACCGUGGAGGGAAUAGCUGUGGACUGGAUGGCGGACAACUUGUACUGGACAGACGACGGGCCCAAGAAAACCAUCAGCGUGGCUCGGCUUGAAAAGGCUUCGCAGACGCGCAAAACCCUGAUCGAGGGGAAAAUGACUCACCCCCGGGCCAUCGUGGUGGAUCCUCUUCACGGCUGGAUGUACUGGACGGACUGGGAGGAGGACCCCAAGGAGAGCAAGCGCGGCAAAAUCGAGCGGGCCUGGAUGGACGGCUCCCACAGAGACGUGUUCCUGACCAGCAAGACAGUGCUGUGGCCCAACGGCCUGAGUCUGGACAUCCCGCAGGGCAUCCUCUACUGGGUGGACGCCUACUACGACCGCAUCGAGAUGGUCUACCUCAACAGCUCCGGACGCAAGACGGUGUACGAAGGUCAGGAGCUGAACCACGCCUUUGGUCUGUGCCACUACAAACACUUCCUGUUCUGGAACGAGUACCGGAGCGGCAGCAUCUUCAAGCUGGACACCACCACGGGCACGGCCACCCUGCUGCGCAACGAGCGGCCGCCCAUCUUCGAAAUCCGAAUGUACGACGCUCAGCAGCAGCAAGGCUCAAACGCGUGUCGCGUGUUCAACGGAGGCUGCAGCAGCCUGUGUCUGUCCGUACCAGGAGGCCGGCAGUGUGCCUGCGCAGAAGACCAGAUCCUGGACCCGGCUGACAACGCCAGCUGCAAAGCCAACCCGUCCUAUGUGCCCCCGCCUCAGUGCCAGCCGGGGGAGUUCGCCUGUAAGAACAACCGCUGCAUCCAGGAGCGCUGGAAGUGCGACGGAGACAACGACUGCCUGGACAACAGCGACGAGGCCCCCGAGCUGUGCUACCAGCACACUUGUCCCGCCGACAGAUUUAAGUGCAAGAACAACCGCUGCAUCCCCCUGCGCUGGCUGUGCGACGGGGACAACGACUGCGGGAACGACGAGGACGAGUCCAACACCACCUGCUCCGCCCGGACCUGCCCGCCCAAUCAGUACUCGUGCGCCAGCGGGCGCUGCAUUCCUAUUUCCUGGACGUGUGACCUGGAUGAUGACUGCGGCGAUCGCUCGGAUGAACCUGCGUCCUGCGCUUACCCCACCUGUUUCCCGCUCACUCAGUUUACCUGCAACAACGGGCGCUGCAUCAACAUCAACUGGCGCUGUGAUAAUGAUAACGACUGCGGGGACAACAGCGAUGAGGCAGGCUGUAGUCACUCCUGCUCCAGCGCUCAGUUCAAGUGUAACAGCGGCCGCUGCAUCCCGGAUUACUGGACCUGCGAUGGAGAUAAUGACUGUGGCGACUACAGUGACGAGACCCAUGCAAACUGCACCAAUCAGGCCACUCGUCCACCGGGAGGUUGUCACACAGAUGAGUUUCAGUGUCGUAUGGACGGCCUGUGCAUCCCCCUGCGCUGGCGCUGCGACGGCGACACCGACUGCAUGGACAUGAGCGACGAGAAGAACUGCGAGGGCGUCACGCACAUGUGUGAUCCGGCCGUCAAGUUCGGCUGCAGGGACUCCGCGCGCUGCAUCAGCAAAGCCUGGGUCUGCGACGGCGACAGCGACUGCGAGGACAACUCCGACGAGGACAACUGCGAGGCGCUGGUGUGCAAGCUCUCUCACCACGUGUGUGCCAACGACUCCACCAUCUGCCUGCCUGCAGAGAAACUUUGCGAUGGCACUGAUGACUGUCCAGAUGGCUCUGAUGAGAAACUCUGCGACCUGUGCUCACUGGACAAUGGCGACUGCAGCCACAACUGCACGGUGGCCCCCGGCGAGGGCGUGAUCUGUUCCUGUCCGCUGGGCAUGGAGCUGGGACCCGACAACAAGACGUGUCAGAUUCAGAGCUUCUGCGCCAAACACCUCAAGUGCAGUCAGCGCUGCGAACAACACAAAUUCAGUGUGAAAUGUUCGUGUUACGAGGGCUGGGAACUGGAGCCCGACAUGGAAAACUGCAAGAGCACAGAUCCUUUCAAACCCUUCAUUAUUUUCUCAAACCGCCACGAGAUUCGCCGCAUUGAUCUGAAUAAAGGCGAGUUCAGCGUCUUGGUCCCGGGCCUGAGAAACACCAUCGCCCUCGACUUCCACCUCAACCAGAGUGCGCUGUACUGGACCGACGUGGUGGAGGACAAGAUCUAUCGUGGGAAGCUUUCUGAGAAUGGAGCUUUAACCAGCUUCGACGUGGUGAUCCAGUACGGGCUGGCGACGCCGGAGGGCCUGGCUGUGGACUGGAUAGCAGGAAACAUUUACUGGGUGGAAAGCAACCUGGAUCAGAUUGAAGUUGCCAGAUUGGACGGCACCAUGAGGACCACUCUCCUGGCGGGAGAGGUGGAGCACCCUCGAGCCAUCGCUCUGGACCCACGGGACGGGAUCCUCUUCUGGACGGACUGGGACGCCAGUUUGCCUCGGAUUGAAGCCGCUUCCAUGAGCGGACAAGGCAGGAAGACCAUCCAUAAAGAAACUGGAAAUGGAGGCUGGCCAAACGGACUCACAGUGGAUUAUCUAGAGCGCCGCAUCCUCUGGAUUGAUGCCAGGUCUGACGCCAUUUACUCGGCCAUGUACGAUGGCUCUGGACUGAUAGAGGUUCUGAGGGGGCACGAGUAUCUGUCACAUCCGUUUGCUGUCACCAUGUAUGGUGGAGAAGUGUACUGGACAGACUGGAGGACCAACACCCUGGCAAAGGCCAACAAGUGGACUGGCAGCAACGUCACCGUGGUCCAGAGAACCAAUACUCAACCUUUCGACCUCCAAGUCUACCAUCCAUCCAGACAGCCUCAGGCUCCAAACCCAUGUGCAGCUAAGGAUGGAAAGGACCCCUGCUCACACCUCUGCCUGAUCAACUACAAUCAGACGUUCUCCUGCGCCUGUCCUCACCUCAUGAAGCUGGGCCCUGACAGACGCACUUGCUACGAGUCCCGUCAGUUUUUGCUGUACGCCCGUCAGAUUGAGAUCAGAGGGGUGGACAUCGACAACCCGUACUACAACUACAUCAUCUCCUUCACCGUGCCCGACAUCGACAAUGUGACCGUGGUGGACUACGACGCCCUGGAGCAUCGCAUCUACUGGUCGGACGUGCGCACUCAGACGAUCAAGAGGGCGUUCAUCAACGGAACUGGAGUUGAGACUGUGGUGUCUGCUGAUCUCCCCAACACCCACGGCCUGGCUGUGGACUGGGUGUCCAGGAACCUGUUCUGGACCAGCUACGACGCCAAUAAGAAGCAGAUUAAUGUCGCCAGACUGGAUGGCUCCUUUAAAAAUGCUGUCAUCCAGGGUUUGGACAAACCACACUGUCUGGUGCUGCAUCCAAUUCUGGGAAAGCUGUACUGGACAGAUGGGGAUAACAUCAGCAUGGCCAACACAGAUGGCAGCAACCGCAGUGUCCUCUUUACCAACCAGAAAGGCCCCGUCGGCCUCUCCAUCGACUUUGAUACUGAGGAGCUGUACUGGAUCAGCUCGGGAAACAGCACCAUCAACCGAUGUAAGCUGGACGGCUCCGGGCUGGAGGUGCUGGAAGGGGUCAGGGGCAAGCUGACCAAAGCUACUGCUCUGGCCAUCAUGGGAGAGAAGCUGUGGUGGGCUGACCAAGGGACUGACCAGAUCGGAACUUGCGACAAAAAGGAUGGCGGUAACUGGAAAAUCCUGAGGAACAGCACUUCUCCCAUGAUGCAUAUGAAAAUCUACAAUGAAACCGUGCAGAAAGGCACCAAUCUCUGUAGUAAUAACAAUGGAGACUGUUCCCAGCUGUGUCUCCCCACGUCUCCGACCUCCAGAGCCUGCAUGUGCACCGCGGGAUACAGCCUGCGCAGAGGGCAGCAGUCCUGUGAAGGUGUGGGCUCCUUCCUGCUGUACUCGGUGCACGAGGGCAUCCGAGGUAUUCCUUUAGACCCCUCAGAUAAGUCCGAUGCCCUCGUCCCAGUGUCGGGCACCUCCCUCGCCGUCGGCAUAGAUUUCCACGCUGACAAUGACACAAUCUACUGGGUGGACAUGGGACUCAGCACCAUCAGCAGGGCCAAGAGGGACCAGACCUGGAGAGAGGAUGUGGUCACUAACGGCAUCGGCAGGGUGGAGGGCAUCGCUGUCGACUGGAUAGCUGGAAACAUCUACUGGACAGACCAGGGCUUCGACGUGAUCGAGGUAGCCCGACUGAACGGCUCGUUCCGCUAUGUGGUGAUCUCCCAGGGCCUGGACAAGCCUCGCGCCAUCACUGUCCAUCCAGAGAAAGGGUAUCUGUUCUGGACGGAGUGGGGCCAGUACCCCCGCAUCGAGCGAUCCCGGCUGGACGGCUCUCAGAGGGCCGUCCUGGUCAAUGUCAGCAUCAGCUGGCCCAACGGCAUCUCCAUCGACUACGAGGAGGGCCUGCUGUACUGGUGCGACGCCAGGACCGACAAGAUCGAGCGAAUUAACCUGGAGACGGGAGAGAACAGGGAGGUCGUGCUGGCCAACAACAACAUGGACAUGUUCUCCGUGUCUGUGUUUGAGGGCUUCAUCUACUGGAGUGACAGAACUCAUGCCAACGGCUCCAUCAAAAGAGGCAGUAAAGAGAACGCCACGGACUCCGUGUCUCUCAGGACUGGCAUCGGGGUGCAGCUCAAAGACAUCAAGGUCUUCAACCGGGCCAGACAGCAAGGAACAAAUGUGUGCAAAGACAACAACGGCGGGUGUCAGCAGCUGUGUCUCUACCGUGGCAACGGACAGCGCACCUGCGCCUGCGCCCACGGCAUGCUGGCCGAAGACGGCCGCAGCUGCUGCGACUACGACGGCUACCUGCUCUACUCGGAACGCACCAUACUGAAGAGCGUGCACCUCUCGGACGAAAACAACCUCAACGCGCCCAUAAAGCCGUUCGAGGACCCUGAGCACAUGAAGAACGUCAUCGCGCUCACCUUCGACUACCGCGGCGGCGGCGGGAAAGGAGCCAACCGCGUCUUCUUCAGCGAUAUCCAUUUUGGCAACAUCCAGCAGAUCAGCGACGACGGAUCCGACCGCAAGACGGUCGUGGAGAACGUGGGCUCGGUGGAGGGGCUGGCGUACCACAGGGGCUGGGACAUGUUAUACUGGACCAGCUACACCACCUCCACCAUCACCCGCCACACUGUGGACCAGAGCCGCUGGGGAGCCGUUGACCGGCACACCGUGGUCACCAUGUCGGGAGACGACCACCCGAGGGCCUUUGUCCUCGACGAGUGUCAGAGCCUGAUGUUCUGGACCAACUGGAACGAGCAGUCUCCCAGCAUCAUGCGCGCCACGCUGUCUGGCUCCAACGUCAUCGUGAUCAUAGGCACGGACAUCCGAACGCCGAACGGCCUCGCCAUCGACCACCGCGCCGAGAAACUGUACUUCUCCGACGCCACGCUGGACAAGAUCGAGCGCUGCGAGUACGACGGCACUCGGCGCUACGUGGUGCUGAAGAACGAGCCCGUCCAUCCGUUUGGCCUGGCCGUGUACGGAGACUACAUCUUCUGGACCGACUGGGUGAGGAGGGCCGUGCUGCGGGCCGACAAAUACACCGGGGGGGACAUGAAGCUGCUGCGUGCCGACAUCCCCCAGCAGCCGAUGGGCAUCAUCGCCGUGGCCAACGACACCAACAGCUGUGAGUUCUCCCUGUGUCGCGUGAACAACGGAGGGUGUCAGGACCUGUGUCUGCUGACCUCCGAGGGAAGGGUCAACUGCAGCUGUCGGGGUGACAGGAAACUUUUGGAAGACAACACCUGCAUAGCUCUCAACACAACAUGCAACAACAUCGAUGAGUUUGAGUGCGGAAACGGAGACUGUGUGAACUACACCCUGACCUGUGACGGCAUGGCUCACUGCAAAGACAAGUCUGAUGAAAAGCAGUCCUACUGCGCCAACCGGGUGUGUAAGAAAGGUUACAGACGAUGUGUGAACGGCCGCUGUGUGAGGCACAGCUCUUGGUGCAACGGGCAGGACGACUGCGGGGACAACUCCGACGAGCUCUUCUGUAACACCACGCUGUGCUCAGCCGAUCAGUUCCAGUGCAGAGACGGCAGCUGCAUCUCCAACUCCAGCAAGUGCAACCAGAAGGUGGACUGCGAGGACGCCAGCGACGAGAUGAACUGCACCGCCACCGACUGCUCCAGUUACUUCCAUCUGGGAGUGAAGGGAGUGACAUUUCAGAAGUGCGAGUUCACCACACUCUGCUAUGCACCUUCAUGGCUCUGUGACGGAGCCAAUGACUGCGGAGACUUCUCAGAUGAAAGAAACUGCCCAGGGAGUGGAAAAACAAAGUGCCCCACGCCCUUCUUCGCCUGUCCCAGUGGACGCUGCAUCCCGAUGAGCUGGACUUGUGAUAAGGAGAACGACUGUGAGAACGGCGCCGACGAGGCUCACUGUGACAAGUUCUGCUCAGCCUCCCAGUUCGAGUGUCAUAACCACCGCUGCAUUCCCAACCGGUGGGUGUGUGACGGAGCGGACGACUGCGGCGACGGCAGUGAUGAAGACACCAAGUGCAAGACUAAAACCUGCAGCCCGGAGGCGUUCCAGUGUCCGGGGUCGCACAUGUGCAUCCCUCAGCGGUGGAAGUGCGACGGUGACAAAGACUGUCCGGAUGGAGCCGACGAGAGCGUCAAAGCCGGCUGUGUUUUCAACAACACGUGCAGCAACAACGAGUUCAUGUGCCAGAACCGGCAGUGCAUCCCCAAGCACUUUGUGUGUGACCAUGACAACGACUGCAGCGACGGCUCCGACGAGUCCCAGGAGUGCGAGUAUCCGACGUGCAGACCCAGCGAGUUCCGCUGCGCCAACGGACGCUGCCUCAUUCAGAGCUCCUGGGAGUGCGACGGAGACUUCGACUGCCACGAUCACUCAGACGAGGCGCCCAAAAAUCUACGCUGCCUCGGUCCAGAGAAGAAAUGCAAUGACACUGCGUACGCCUGCAAUAAUGGGAACUGCGUCAAUGAGACAUUGCUCUGCGACCAUAAAGACGACUGCGGCGACGGCUCCGACGAGCUGAACUGCUUUAUUAACGAAUGCCUCAACAGCAAACUGAGCGGCUGCUCGCAGCUCUGCGAAGACCUGAAAAUAGGAUUCAAGUGCAGAUGCCACCCCGGCUUCCGCCUGAAGGACGACGGGAAGACGUGCGUCGACAUAGACGAGUGCACGACCACUUAUCCCUGCACGCAGCGCUGCAUCAACACGCACGGCAGCUUCCACUGUCUGUGUGUGGAGGGCUUCCAGCUUAGCCCUGAGAACCCCACAAUAUGCAAAUCCACUUCGGACGAGGAACCUUUCCUCAUCUUUGCCAACCGGUAUUACCUGAGGAAGCUCAACUUGGACGGCUCCAACUACACUUUACUCAAACAGGGCCUGAAUAACGCCGUGGCUCUGGAUUUCGACUACCGCGAGCAGAUGAUUUACUGGACAGAUGUUACCACUCAGGGCAGCAUGAUCCGACGCAUGCACAUCAACGGCAGCGACGUCCAGGUCCUGCACCGAACAUCACUCAGCAACCCAGACGGCCUGGCGGUGGACUGGGUGGGAGGGAACCUGUACUGGUGCGAUAAGGGACGGGACACCAUCGAGGUGUCGAAACUCAACGGAGCAUAUCGGACUGUUCUGGUCAACAGCGGCCUGAGGGAGCCUCGUGCUGUGGCUGUGGAUGUGCGCUAUGGAUACUUGUACUGGUCUGACUGGGGGGACACACCCCACAUUGGGAGGGUCGGAAUGGACGGCACCAACAGGAGUGUGAUCAUCGAGGAUAAGAUCACCUGGCCCAAUGGGCUGACGCUGGACUUUGUCAAUGACCGCAUCUACUGGGCUGACGCGCGGGAAGAUUACAUCGCAUUUGCAAGCCUGGAUGGAACCAACAGACACAUAGUUCUGACUCAGGACAUCCCCCACAUUUUCGCCAUGACGCUGUUCGAGGAGCACGUCUACUGGACCGACUGGGAAACAAAGUCCAUCAACAGAGCUCACAAGACGCUGGGGACCAACAAGACGCUGCUGAUCAGCACCUUGCACAGACCGAUGGACAUCCACAUCUACCACCCAUACCGCCAGCCUGAAGUGGCAGAUCACCCGUGCCAGAUAAACAAUGGAGGCUGCAGUAACCUGUGCCUGCUCUCGCCUGGAGGGGGCUACAAGUGCGCUUGUCCCACGAACUUCUACCUAGCCGCCGACGGCAGGCAGUGUUUGUCCAACUGCACUGCGAGUCAGUUUGUUUGCAAAAAUGACAAGUGCAUUCCCUUCUGGUGGAAGUGUGACACUGAGGAUGACUGUGGAGACCGCUCCGACGAGCCGGCAGACUGCCCCGAGUUUAAGUGCAGACCAGGCCAGUUCCAGUGCGGCACGGGAAUCUGCACCAACCCGGCCUACAUCUGUGACGGAGACAACGACUGUCAGGACAACUCUGACGAAGCAAACUGCGACAUUCACGUGUGUUUGCCGAGUCAGUUUAAAUGUACUCACCCCAGCCGCUGCAUCCCCGGAAUCUUCCGCUGUAACGGACAGGACAACUGCGGAGAGGGGGAGGAUGAGAAAGACUGUCCCGAGGUGACGUGUGCACCCAACCAGUUCCAGUGCGCCAUCACGAAGCGCUGCAUCCCACGGGUGUGGGUGUGUGACAGAGACAAUGACUGCGUGGAUGGAUCGGACGAGCCCGCCAACUGCACUCAGAUGACUUGCGGUGUGGACGAGUUCCGCUGCAAAGACUCGGGCCGCUGCAUCCCGGCACGCUGGAAGUGUGACGGCGAGGACGACUGCGGAGACGCCUCAGAUGAGCCCAAGGAGGAGUGUGACGAGCGGACGUGCGAGCCUUACCAGUUCCGCUGUAAAAACAACCGCUGCGUGCCGGGCCGCUGGCAGUGCGACUACGACAACGACUGCGGGGACAAUUCGGACGAAGACAAGUGUGUGCCCCGUCAGUGUUCGGAGAGCGAGUUUGCCUGCACAAAUGGCCGCUGCAUAGCCGGGCGCUGGAAGUGUGACGGAGACCACGACUGUGCCGACGGUUCGGACGAGAACGGCUGCGACGUGAAGUGUGACAGCGAUCAGUUCCAGUGCAAAAACGGCCACUGCAUCCCCAUCCGGUGGCGCUGCGAUGAAGAUCCCGACUGCUUGGAUGGCAGCGACGAGGAGAAGUGCGACAGCGGCUUGGGUAGACACUGCCCCCUGGAUGAAUUCCAGUGCAACAACACUCUGUGUAAACCGCUGGGCUGGAAGUGUGACGGCGAAGACGACUGCGGAGACAACUCUGACGAGAACCCGGAAGAGUGUGUGAAAUUCCAGUGUCCACCCAUGAGGCAGUUCCGUUGCCAUAACGACCGCGUGUGCCUGCAUCUGUCGAGACGCUGUGACGGCGUGGACAACUGCGGCGACGGGAGCGACGAGCUCAACUGCCUGCCUCCCUCGACACCCGUCUGCCAGAAGGAUAAAUUCCAGUGCUCCAAUGGACGUUGCAUCAGCUUCAAUCUGCGCUGCAACUACUUCAACGACUGCGAGGACUACGGCUCUGAUGAAAUCAACUGCAACAAGAAAGACACGGUGCUGAACGACUGCCGCAGCAACCGGACGGUGUGCGGCGACGGCGACGAGGCGCACUGCGUGGUGAACGGCACCGACUCCUUCUGCUCCUGCAAGCCCGGCUUCCAGUCCACUGGGCUCAACAGAUGUGAAGAUAAAAACGAGUGUGCCCAGUUCGGAUUGUGUUCUCACAUCUGCAACAACACUAAGGGGUCCUACAAGUGCAGCUGCCACAAGUAUUUCACCAGGAUCAACGACACCUGCAAGGCUGACACUCAGCGGCAGGUGCUCUACAUCGCGGACGACAACGAAAUCCGCAGCCUGGACCCGUCGAUGCCGAACUGGCGCUACGAGCAGGUAUUCCAGGGCGAUGCCAACGUGCGCAUCGACGCCAUGGAUCUGCACGUGAAGACGAACCGCAUGUACUGGACCAACUGGCACACGGGACGCAUUUCCUCCUACGACCUGCCGUCUUCCGCCUCCUCCCCGAACAGUGAGCGGGAACGCCCCCAGGGUGACUUCAGGGUCGUUAACCUCGAGAUUCCCGAUCUGAAGAUGCCCCGGGGCAUCGCCGUGGACUGGGUGGCGGGUAAUCUGUACUGGACCGACUCUGGCAGGGACGUGAUCGAGGUGGCCCAGCUGAGCGGAGGACGCCACCGCAAAACCCUGAUCUCCGGCAUGAUCGACGAGCCGUACGCCAUCGUCGUAGAUCCCCAGAGAGGGAAAAUGUACUGGGCGGACUGGGGCAACCACCCAAAGAUUGAAACAGCUGCCAUGGACGGAACCAUGAGGGAGACGCUGGUGGAGGAAAACAUCCAGUGGCCAACCGGCCUGGCUGUGGAUUAUUUCAACGAGCGUCUGUACUGGGCGGAUGCCAAGCUGUCCCUGAUCUGCAGCGUGAGGCUGAACGGCAGCGACGCGGUCGUGGCCGCGAACAGCAUCAAGAACAAGCUCAGUCACCCCUUCAGCAUCGACGUCUUUGAGGACUUCAUCUACGGCGUCACCUACAUGAAUAACUACGUCUUCCGAGUCAAUAAGUUUGGCAAAGGGCCCAUCGAGAACCUGACGACCGGCAUGAACCACGCCACAGAUAUCGUCCUGCACCACCGAUACAAACAGCCUGAGAUGACGAAUCCCUGCGACAGAAAGAAAUGUGAAUGGCUCUGCCUGCUGAGCCCCAGCGGACCCGUCUGCACGUGUCCCAACGGACGGACGCUGGACAACGGGACGUGUGUGGAGCUGCCGACUCCGACGCUGUCUCCCGUCUCUCCUCCCAGCGGCCCCUGCCUGGUCCAGUGUAUGAACGGCGGCAGCUGUUUCCUAAACGCCCACAAGCAGCCAAAGUGCCGCUGCCAGCCCAAUUAUGGAGGAGACCGAUGCGAGAUUGAUCAGUGCAGGGACUACUGCAAGAACGGAGGCACAUGCACACCUUCGCCAACGGGCUCUCCCACUUGCCGCUGCCUGGCCGGUUUUACCGGGCCUAACUGUAACCUGCACACUUGUAAGAACUACUGCAAGAACGAAGGCAACUGCACCGUGAGCCCUGGAAACCAGCCGACCUGCCGCUGUCACUCUGACUUCCUCGGCGACCGGUGUCAAUACAGAAGCUGCGAGAACUACUGCCUGAACAAAGGAACGUGCCUCCAGAGCGAGGACGGCUCCAAGCUGUGUCGCUGCCAGCACCAGUACACGGGAAGCACGUGUGAAAUUGAUAAGUGUCACUACUGCCGCGACGGCGAGUGUAUCCCCAGAGACAACUUCAUGUCCACCGGGGGCUUCACCUGUCGUUGCACAAAUGGCAGAAUCCAGCCCAGCUGUUACAGCUGUGACACAAACGAGUACUGUGCAAAUGGCCAGUGCUCCUUAAACCCGCUCACUCGCCUCCCAGAGUGCAGAUGUUCUCCUGGCUGGGCAGGACAUCGCUGCGAGUCUGUGGCCAGCGGAGGCGACAACCAAAGUUCAGGCGGACGCACAGCCUCCAUCGUGAUCCCGGUGCUGCUGCUGCUGCUCCUGGUCCUCCUGGCUGCAGGCGCUCUGUUCUGGUAUAAGAGGAGAAUGAGAGGGUCUAGCCGGCUCAGCAAAACCGGCUCCAGACGCUUGCGGGCCAAGGGCUUCCAGCACCAGAGGAUGACCAACGGGGCAAUGAAUGUAGAGAUCGGAAACCCCGCUUACAAGAUCUACGAGGGUGAGCCCGACGACGACGCCGGCGAGCUGCUGGACGCAGACUUCACUCUCGACCCAGACAAGCCGACCAACUUCACGAACCCCGUGUACGCCACCCUGUACAUGGGCGCCCACAACAGCCGCAACUCGCUGGCGAGCACGGACGAGAAGAAGGAGCUGCUUUCACGUGGAGACGAGGAGCCCCUGGUGGACCCGCUGGCGUAGGCCGUCGGCCCGUCGGCCCGGAUCUCGCUACUCCAAACACACACGUCUUCUUGCCUUUUGAAGUAAAACUAAACUUUAAAAAAAAAAAAAAAAGGAAAAAAAAUCGAUAAAAAGUGUGAGAGAAAAUUGAUAAAAAGUGUGAACACUGUAUAAAAUGUACAAAAAUGAAGGACUACUUUUGUAUGUGAUUGCAGUAUUAUAUUUUGUUCUUUUGAGAUUCCUCUGGUCAAAAACAAAUAACAUUUUCUAUGAGAGAUUUUUAAUUUACACUUUGUCCCUUACCCUUUACCCAAAUAGCCACUACCUCUGUGCAAAAUGAAAUGGAAACAAGAAAAUCAGAAGAAAAGAUGCUAUCAUUGGAGCAAUUUUAAUUUUUUAUUUUUGUAUGAAUUGUAUAGAGAAGAAAAAGACAUUGUUCCAUUUCACCAGUGCCAACUGUUUGUUGUUUGUGUUGACUUUGAGCGGGAAAGGCAAAACUCAAAGUUUUCUGAAUUGGUGUAUCUGUUUGUCUUGCUGAGUUUCACAGCAAGGUUUAUGUGAGACCGGUUCGCGAUAGCACCGUUUGUGUACAGCACAUGUAAAAUGUCAAUACCAGAUGGCAACUACAGUAUUUCCACAUUUUUAUUCCUUUUUUUUUUUUUUUUUCUCAGAGAACAAUGUUCAUGAAAUGAUUGUGUUGUCUUCCUUGCACAGAAUAUCACAUUUCUCGGUACAGUGUAAUGCUGUGGGCUUUACACCGUGAGAUGUAAAGCAGAGUUUUGUUUUUUUAAUCACGUAACGUGCGUCGCUGAUGUGAGCGGACGAAAAGGCCCGCUGGUGUGUGAGCGUGAAGUUGGAACGAGAGAAAGUUGGUGUUUUUGGGGUUGAACAUUCCAGACGAAGUGAGGCUACAGAUGUAAAGGUGACGGCCAUAAGGGUCUUCCUCCAGAGGGAAACAGUAGGCUGCAAUUCAUGGUACAAUGUGACGAAGGAAAAGAUUUUGCUGGCUCUUUUUAUUUUAUUUCUUUCCUUUCUUUCACUUCUCCCGUCCUUUUUUUUUUGAAAUCUGCAGAAACCAGAUAAUGCCUGGCUUUGUGAGUAAAUAUGUCUUUCUGCCUUUUAGAGGAUCAAAGUCUGUAUGUCGACAGUUUUGUAUUGGCUCAGUCUUAAGUGCAUUAUGUUGAUUUGGUCCUUAGCGUUUCCGUUCUCUCCUGGAGCUCUUUACGGACUCUUGUUUUUUUUCGUCUGUGCCCUGCUGCUGCUAAUGCUGCCGGUUCCGGUUGCUCUGACACGUCCUUACGCUCAGCCUCUGUCCCAAAAUGCUGCUUCUGUCAGAAAUGUGUCAGCCAUAUCUUAAUGCAUGUGAAAAGUAACACGAGUCUUCAAUGUAACUACAAUAACAAGUUUUUAUUUUGCUUACCUGUCAGCGAGUGUUAUUUUAAGCUGUUGUAUAUGUUUCGUCUUUAAUUGAGAGAGAAGUACAAUCAUUUUACGUAAAGUACAUUUUUUUUUGCAGAAUCAUAUGUGCAUUUCUUUUUUGAUUAGUUUGGUUUUUUUUUUAAAUGAAAAAUGACACAUAGCUUUUAUAGUACACAAUGCAUGGAGGCUCAGACUUUCUUCUGGAAAGAGAAUAAUGUUUAAUUUUUGCUGGAGUACUUUACAAACUAAAUAACAGAUAUUGUUAUAAAUAAACAUUUUGAAAAUUG